Molecule: messenger RNA, 920 nt
Organism: Phytomonas sp. EM1
Lineage: Eukaryota; Euglenozoa; Kinetoplastea; Trypanosomatida; Trypanosomatidae
Source: the annotation of a GenBank genome assembly
GUAGGUUAGUAUAGCGAUUAGAAAUAAUAAUCUGUCCAAGAGGCAUUACUACUCUAGUGGAGAUUUCUCAAAGGCUAACAUAUUGAUUAUUUUAGCUAUUUUUGGAGCAAUUUACCCUUUCCAUAAAAAUGGCUUCAAAUGGGUGUUUUAUUGGUGUAAUGUUAGCGCGCAUGCACGAUCAGCUACCGUUGUGUAGUUAUACGGACGAGAAUUAUUCCAAUUCCAAUUUUAUUCGUCAACAGAUGAAGCGCAUUAUUGAGCGCAUGGAGACGCCUGCGAGUACUGCCGAUCGCUCUGCUUCCCGAGGCAGCUAUUAUCAAAGCUUUGAUCACAAAGAUUGCAUUUACUUUGCUUUCCAGGACUCUGGAACUAACCUCACAGUGAUCACUGCUCUGAAUAAAGUCUUACUACGGAACUCUGCGGAUGAACUUGGAACGAAUAAACUAGCCUGUAAACUUCUAGAUAUGGUUAUGGCGGAGUUUUUACAAGCUUUCACUAUCGAGGAAAUUGAAUCGAAGCAUCUGAGACCUUUUCACUUCAUUAAAUUUGACACCGUGCUUCGCAAAUGCAUAGCUCGAGUGAUUCAGCAGGAUCGUGUCUCGGGAGAUGGUCUUGCACUAGGGGGUGGUAGUGGUGCGGUUACGGGUACAGGACGACGUCAGAUAAAUCCAAACUAUGAAUCUCUUAGGCAAGAAAUUACUGACGUACAUUUUGUCAUGCGGAAAAAUUUGGAGGAUCUCAUGAAGCGCGGCGAGAAGUUAGAAACAAUGAAUAAUUACUCAGCACAAUUAGUGGAUCAAAGCGCACGGUAUUACCAAAAGACCGUAGAUAUGAAUCGAAUGCGCUUGGUGAAGAUGUACGCUCCAGUGGCAGUGGUGUUUUUUGUUUUAUUACUAUUUUUUUUUAUUUACUUCUUUUAA